Xyrichtys novacula (pearly razorfish) is the source of this 2386-nucleotide messenger RNA. The record is from the annotation of a GenBank genome assembly. NCBI's taxonomy places the organism in Eukaryota, Metazoa, Chordata, Actinopteri, Labriformes, Labridae.
GUUUCUGUUCAGUAGAGCUCCUUCGUUGGUCGGAUCGGUUUAAUCUAUUUCCUGUUGGUAUCAGUAUUCAAGUGAAACGUCCCCCGUUUUUUCGGGGAAUGAGACAUUUGUAAGAAACUUUAUUUGCACUUAACCAUGUCAGUUUGUCCAACAAUCCACCUAACUUUUCCUCAGUGGGACGGGGGCUCCCGCCAAAUUCGCUUUAUUUACCUAAUGAAUCUGACGUCGUUCAGGUUGACAGAGUGUCCGGAUCAGGUGAGUGAAUGUUGUCUCAGCAAGCAAUACAAGAAAUACUAAGAAGAUGUGGUUUAUGUGUAUUGUGUCCUUGUCUGUUUCAGAGCCCCGCUGUUCCUCUUUAUUUAGGAGCUGAUCUCUUCUGUAACACUGACAUCCGUACAGAGAACCAUCCCAAACACCACGCCAAGUUUGCCAAGAAAGGACUGGCAACUAAGAUACACUUUUCCUCAGGUAAGACACGAAGAGAGAGAAAAAAAUCAAUGCUCACACCUACACCCAGUAAAGCUUGACAGUGUUUUCUUUCUGUCAGUUUUCAGGUUCCGCGGGUUAAAGGUUCCUACUGUAAAUAACAGCCUCUGGUUCUACAGUGUUCAGGGACUUUUUCGAGUUGCCUUUGAAAUGUACAGUAAACAAGAGCAGCUGGCUGUGCUGGAAAACUUCCAGGUACAGUAGAGAUCUUUAUCCCUUCAUAUACCCUUUUUAAAUUAAUAUAAAUAAUUUUGAUAUUGUCUUUCUUUUUUUUCAUAUUUUAAUUUUCAUCUGGGAGAAACAUACAAAAUGAGUCCAAUCACAAUUACGCAUUUGUGGCAGAGCAAACAAUCUUCCCCAAUAGACUAACAUAUUCUCCCAUCUAUUACACUCCCUUUCAUUUUACAAUAUGUAAAGUAAGAACAUUUGAACAAUGGAUGUCACAUUUCCUCAUUCUCCACAAGAUCUACCAAUAUCAGUUUUCAGUUGUUCAAGUAGUUUAAUAGUCUGGUACUUCAAGCCACGUAUCAGAGGUAUUUAGAGCAGUUCAGGUCUGUGCUCUUAUAUAUCUGAUCCAUUUCGACCAACAUCUCUUAAAUGUCUCCGACCGUAGUCUCAGAGCAAAUGUCAGUCUCUCCAUAAUGUAAAUUUCGUGAACACUUCCUUGCCAGUCUUCCAGUGUCGGUGAGUUGGGUUGUAACCACCUCCUUGUUAUAGUCUUCUUUGCUCCAAUCAGUUACAUCUUCAUUAGAUAUUUGUCUGCUAUCACUUGAGUACGCAAUGCCAUGGUACCGAAAUACAUUAAGCUGACACCAAAUUGUAUAGUUAUUUGAAAUAUGUAUUCCAGACAAUCAUGUAUAUCAUGCCAAUAAGACUUAAGUUUAGCUAAAUCCGAACCACACAUCCUCCAACAGCUUAAUCCACCAAUGUUGUCUUUCUUACAGAAUGUAUGGAAAUCACAGAUCAACGACAGCCCUUUGGAAAUGAGUUACAGCCUCAGUAUGCAGCUGGAUUUUACACCAUCCAGCAACAUGCAUGAUGCAUCAUCAAAGCAUGAAAAGUCGCACCCUGGGCUGUGCCGCAUUAGCCGGGAAUCAGAAGAUGUGGAUGGCAGUCACACCGGUGAUACAUCAGCAGAUCAUAAUUAUUGUGUUUUUGCAAAGCAAACCCCGCACACCAAAAGCACACAAGCUGUAUUCGCAGUAAGGAAGAAGUUGGAGCACUUAGAUGAGAAGCUCUCUUUGAACACUCAAGGCUGCACAGACUAUCUAGAGACGAUCUUGCUGCUUCUGGAGAAUAUAGAUCAGUGCAUAAGUGGGCGUCUGGAGGAAAAGGAUGUCAAAGACACUGUGUUAGCCCUUUUAAAGGCUAAAGACUGGGGAUGUGCGUAUUCCAGUUCAUUACUUAGUUGUAUUGGACGUUGGCUUGGUCAGCAGUUUCAUGCAGCCAACAACAGCAUCAGCCACAAAGUGGAGGGCUUCAAAGUUCAUCAUAUCGAGCAGAUCAGUGACUUGCCACCUGCUGAGGAAUUAGCCACAGAGCUGUUCCCAGAGGCCAUGCAAACACUUCUGCUUCACUGGAUGGGUUUGAGUGAGGAGUCCACUCUGGUGAAGAGACACAGUGAAUACCCAAUCCUGCUGCUUAUCCUUGAGUUCGCCAAUCACAACCUCAUCACUGGUGUAGCCCAUGUGUUGUAUUCAAGCCUUAUAUGUAAAUAAAAUAGAUUUUUAUGUAGUUGGAGACAUUGGGACUUGGAGACUUAAUUCAAAUUCAGUCUAAUAAAUUCAUAUUUUUCAAAUGCUAAGUGUUUCCUUUUGUCCAUAGGACUGUCCAGGAUUUGCUGCUCAUUCUUGAACCAGGUUUUCGAAGACAUUCUGUAUUAAACGAUCUUCCAAAAUAA